Molecule: messenger RNA, 159 nt
Organism: Perkinsus marinus ATCC 50983
Lineage: Eukaryota; Perkinsozoa; Perkinsida; Perkinsidae
Product: myoinositol oxygenase, putative
Exons: 1
Coding region: 1-159 (52 amino acids)
Biological process (GO): inositol catabolic process
Cellular component (GO): cytoplasm
Molecular function (GO): iron ion binding; inositol oxygenase activity
Source: RefSeq, a predicted model, not a curated record
AUGGCUCCUGAGGAUUCUGCUAAGGUCGAGAUCGUCAAAGAGUUCAAUAAGUUCGACUUGUACUCGAAGGGGGACGACUUGCCUGAGGUGGCUCAGCUCGAACCCCUCUACCUGGCCCUAGCCGAGAAGUACGGUCUUGGCGGCAAGAUUCGUUGGUAG